Messenger RNA from Musa acuminata AAA Group (dessert banana), 996 nucleotides. Its product is annotated as dof zinc finger protein DOF5.7-like. Gene Ontology annotation, biological process: regulation of DNA-templated transcription. The coding region runs from base 1 to 996 and encodes 331 amino acids. NCBI's taxonomy places the organism in Eukaryota, Viridiplantae, Streptophyta, Magnoliopsida, Zingiberales, Musaceae. The record is from RefSeq and is a predicted model, not a curated record. Gene Ontology annotation, molecular function: DNA-binding transcription factor activity; DNA binding. The transcript has a single exon.
AUGGCCGACGAUUCCCACGCAUCAGGAGGCAGCAAGAGCACCGCGACCGCCGCCGAGUUGCAGCAGCCGGAGCAAGGCCUCAAGUGCCCGCGAUGUGACUCCUCCAACACCAAGUUCUGCUACUACAACAACUACAGCCUCGCACAACCCAGGCACUACUGCAAGGCCUGCAGGCGGUACUGGACCAAGGGCGGCGCCCUGCGCAACGUGCCCAUCGGCGGCGGGUGCCGCAAGAACAAGCGGUCCAGAUCGUCCACAACGUCGCGCCUGUCGCUCGAGUCGAUCGAUCCCAUGCUCGGAGUACCUGACUCCGGCGCUGGCCUAAAGUUCCUAAGCUCGUUGCCCUCCCUCUCCCCAGGCUUCCAGGUCGGUGUCCUCCCUUUCUCCGGUCUCCAUUCUCUGGCUGCUUCAGACGUGUUCAACGGCAACCAGUGCAUCUCCUUCGGAGACAUGAUCUCCUCGCCCGGUGCAACGAUGUCUUCCUCAUCCGGCAUGGCUGCUACUCCUAUGAUGGAAUAUCGCCACCCGGCCUCUGCUGUAGGGGUUUAUAGCGACACAGGCGGUUGCUCUUCGUCUGUGGGGAACAGCCAUGCGAACAAAAGCAUUGCCCCUUCCAUCGAAUCCUUGAGCUCCAUUAACCAAGAUCUCCAUUGGAAACUUCAGCAGCAGAGAUUGGCUAUCUUCUUCGGAGGGCAAACUCAUACAGACAGCAGCAGCAGCAGAAGCAGCAUGCCUGCCUACCCAACUCCGAGCUCCAAAGAUGCCGGCUUGGAGGGCAACGAGUCCACAAAGGUUCGUGUCAGCAGUGAGCACAAUACUUCACCAGUAUGGUUCAUCGAGUCUUCUUCUUAUACCAUCCCCCUUGCCACCACCACCACCACCAAUACGACUACGAUCAUGACCAACAACAACAACGGCAGCAACAACACAAGCACAUGGAAUGGAACUCCAUGGCCAGCUUGGAGUGACAUGCCACAGUUCGGCACACUGCCAUGA